AUGAGAAAAGUUCAAAUGGAAAACGCUCAUGAUGCACAGUCCUUAGCCUAUCCUACACCAUGGACAACGCCGGAAGGUCCACGAAUGACCCUUCAACUACCAACACAACCAGCAGAUAAAGAGGAAAAAGAUGUUCAACCACUUGCUCGAAUGAAAGUUGAGUCAGAUCUUCCAUCACCGUUUCGACAGUCGGUAGUGAUUGAAGCUCCACAACCGACACCAACCGAUGUCCGUACGAAUUACUCCUUAAUUCCUGGUUAUGCUCCACCACCUUUGGAACCAUUUUCAUCGUACAAUGUAGAAAGUAUUACUGGAAUGACAUUACCAACAUAUUCAAACAAUUAUAUUUAUCCACAAGCAAAUUUAAGUUUCACAUCACCACAAGCUCCGCCACUUAAUGGGAAUAUUAUUUUUCAACCGUAUUCAACUACAACAACGCAUUACAUUGACACAACUAACACAUUCGAUCUCAAUACGCAUUACUUCUCUCAAGCGACAUCACCUGAAUGUUUAAAAUGUGGGGCGUCCUGUGGUGUCGAUACACAUGCCAUCAAUGGUGGACCGAUUUGCGAUAAUUGUUACAUUGGCAUGGAAAAACCAACAUAUGCGUUAUAUGCACCUCCUUCUAUCGAACCUCGACAUCCAACCGAAAUGCCCACAGCAAAACCUCGAGGUGGUACCUCACAUAAGAAACCGUCGGCUGCACAAAACUCACAACGAAGGCAAGGUUUGGUGUGUUCAAAUUGUGGUGGAACUAACACAACUUUGUGGAGAAGGAAUGCGGAUGGCGAGCCAGUAUGCAACGCAUGUGGACUCUAUUUUAAACUACAUAAUGUACAACGACCAGCAACAAUGAAAAAGGAAGGUCAACUACAGACUAGAAAACGAAAAGCAAAAUCAGACGGUACAGCAGCAACAAAAAAGAGGGAUCGAUCCAGCAAUUAUACACAAUCCACACAAGCAAUACGUGAUUCUGGAACAUCUUCGUAUCAGUCAUUUAGUUCGAUGGGAUUCUCUAGUCAAAUAGAUACUAGUUAUCCACAAAUGAAUGGAUAUUCUACAUCAUGGCAAACAACUGGUGGAUUAGGGACUUCAGAUGCGAACCAUUCAUCCGCCUUCCAUUCAACAUAUCCCUCACCUUAUGCUCCAUCUAUUCCGAAAAUUUCAGAGGCUCGGCACAUGGGCGAGGAAGAGACUCGUGCCGCAACUCAAGGCCUAGUUGAAGAAACUGCUGAAAGAAAUCUAUGA
Molecule: messenger RNA, 1248 nt
Organism: Necator americanus (New World hookworm)
Lineage: Eukaryota; Metazoa; Nematoda; Chromadorea; Rhabditida; Ancylostomatidae
Exons: 14
Coding region: 1-1248 (415 amino acids)
Biological process (GO): positive regulation of transcription by RNA polymerase II; cell fate commitment; negative regulation of transcription by RNA polymerase II
Molecular function (GO): zinc ion binding; DNA-binding transcription factor activity, RNA polymerase II-specific; RNA polymerase II cis-regulatory region sequence-specific DNA binding
Source: RefSeq, a predicted model, not a curated record